Messenger RNA from Pygoscelis adeliae (Adelie penguin), 3331 nucleotides. RefSeq names its product transmembrane emp24 protein transport domain containing 5 (gene TMED5). NCBI's taxonomy places the organism in Eukaryota, Metazoa, Chordata, Aves, Sphenisciformes, Spheniscidae. Gene Ontology annotation, cellular component: endoplasmic reticulum-Golgi intermediate compartment; endoplasmic reticulum; Golgi apparatus. Bases 1 to 510 code for a protein of 169 amino acids. The record is from RefSeq and is a predicted model, not a curated record. The transcript is spliced from 4 exons. Gene Ontology annotation, biological process: intracellular protein transport; Golgi organization; endoplasmic reticulum to Golgi vesicle-mediated transport.
AUGUCGGAAGUUCUAGAUGGAGCAGGAUUAGAUGUUGAUUUUCAUCUACUGUCUCCAAAAGGUGAAACUCUAGUUUUUGAUGAAAGAAAAUCAGAUGGAGUUCAUACGGUGGAAGCAGAAGAUGGGGAUUACAUGUUCUGCUUUGACAACACAUUCAGUACCAUUUCUGAAAAGGUGAUUUUCUUUGAACUGAUCCUGGACAAUAUGGGAGAAGACGGACAAGAUCAGGAAGACUGGAAGAAGUACGUUACAGGCACAGAUCUCCUAGAUAUGAAAUUGGAAGACAUUCUGGAAUCCAUCAACAGUGUCAAAGCCAGAUUAAGCAAAAGUGUCCAGAUUCAGACCCUGCUCAGAGCGUUCGAGGCUCGUGACCGAAAUAUACAAGAAAGCAACUUUGACAGAGUGAAUUUCUGGUCCAUGGUCAACUUGGGAGUAAUGGUGGUGGUAUCAGCUGUUCAGGUUUACAUGUUGAAAAGUCUCUUUGAAGAUAAGAGGAAAAGUAGAACUUAAUGUUCAGCAUGAUCAUAAGAAUAUAAGAGGUAUGGGGGGAGAGGGGGAGCAAUAAACUACUACAGUAAAGGGGGAAAAAAAAUGACCUUUCAGAUUCUUUUGAACAGGCAGUAGACAUCAGGUUUUCAAUUCACGUUGGGCGUUUUGGUUGUUUUUUGGUGGUGAUGGUCUUGUUUGCUUUUGUUUUGGUUUUUUAACAUGAACAGAAUGUGUUGCCCCAAGCUCUUCCAUUUCUGCAAGUGCUACUAACAAUAUCUUUUUUGUACUUGUAGCAUUUGUUAAUGACUAACUUACGCAUAGCGCACAGGAUGCUUGGUGCAUAUGCAAAGUAAUGUUAAUACUGUCAUUUUUUCACGUUCACCUAAAACUUUAAAUGGUAACUUAGACAUUGGUUUAUUUGCUGUUAAACGUUGAGUGAAUUUGCAUACGUGCCUAAGUGUUCACAGGAUUGAGGACCAGGGGGGUAGUCUGUAGUUACUGUCAUUUAUCUUCAAAGUUACGUGUUUUUAAAAAUCCUCAGCUUUUGUUGUGCAGCAUCGUGGAGAAACACUGGGCUAACAUUGCGAAAACAAAAUGAGAACUCUUUUUAUAUACAGAUGACUAACAUCAGCACUUUAAAAAAAGCACCAUCAAUGUGAAAUUGAGUCAGUGUUGAAAAGAAUUGGAGAAAAUAGGUGCAAUUCCUGUUCGUAAAUCUUUGUCCUGCAGUUUUACAACCCUAUUUUCCUUUUUGGCUGUUACAUGAGAUUCAAGAGACGAGUGACUAUAUGGUAUACAAACAAAUGCACAUACACCUUGAAGUAUGGUUUGCAAACUCUUAGUUACUGUAACCUCAUGUAAUAAGAAUUUUCAAGAAGUCAUUUCUCGCAUUAUUCUUUCCCUUUUAUUAAAGGGGGAGUGUCAUAAUGUGAAAACAUUACCUUAACAUUAAUUUUUGUAGUCUCAAAAUCCCUUUUAUUUGCAAAUUAUUUUUUAUUAGUUUUUGUCUACUAUGUCUAUGACUAAUGUAGCAGUUAAUAGGGUGAUUUACAUAGGCAUGAAGAACCAAAGCUGUUCACUUAAACUUCCCCUUUUUGCUCACGCUCACAAGUCUUUUAGCUGUGUAAGUACACUCGGUUCAUAUGAGCAGUGUUUCUAUAUCUAGCUGUUUAUAUGAGUAAGGCAUGAAUUACACGAGCAAUAAGUACAGGCUUCAAAUUUUAGGAUCAACUGAAUAUGUAAUAUCACUUAACUAAGGCAAAGCUAUCCUCAAACCAGUAAUUUGUAAUUUCUAGAUAAAGUGGCUUUUAACAGUGUAGCGAGGGCAUGGAGAAUUUUUGCAAAAACCCCUGGUGUAUGAGAAUUAACUCUUCUUAAUAGUUCAGCGUUAGCCAUUUUUACAAUGUGCCAAGUCACUGAAGUUUCCUGUAUAAGUGUGGUAAACUACAUUUCAUCACAAGUGUUUUUAAAAAAUACUUUCUUAAAAAACACUUUUUUAAAGAAGUGUUUUAAAAAAGUGUAUGUAUUAGUGUUUUGCCUGUUGUUGGGUCAUCUGGGUAUGAACACCGGAAUUGCAACUUUGAGACUUUCUGUGAUUAAAAAUUAUUUUAUGGAGAUAAAACAGGGUCAAUAAAUGCAUGAAGAAACACUUUGUUCAAAUGAAGCAGAUGCUAGCAAGGGCUACAGUACAUAGAAACAGCACUUCAACUUCAAACAAUGGGACCUAGCAAUAAUAUUUCUAAGUAGUUUUUAUAAGCAAGAGUAUUGUUCCUUACAGAACUCCUUACAGGCACCAAAGCCUGUUGAUCUACUUCUUUCUGCAAAGUUGUGUCCAAAAUAAGAUUGUUUCCCUUUAGGGUUCUGCAUAUCUUUUUCCACAUAAUGCUUUCUAUUCUAAACUGCCUGGAAUUAGAAAGCUUAUUUCUGUGAUCAGGAUAGUCUAGGGAAAAUUAAUUCUUCCUGCUAGAGUGGCAAAUAAUAUUCUUCUGCCAUUUCCCUGUACAUCUCCCAGUACCAAUAUACCACGUAUCUACAUCAGGGCAUAAGCCAAAGCUCACUGAACUCAGCUUCCAAGGUUUUAAUCAGGUCCCUUCAAGACAGGCAAAUCGGAUUCUUAGGGCUCUGCCCCUUUUGCUAGAAGAGGAGAUCUAUCCUCGCUUGCACCACCACCAGUGUGAUGCUACAAACCAUCUGCAAAAUGCUGAACCAGCUCUGUGAAGCUGUGACUAAGACAUCUACCUCCGAUAUAUCAAAGCUACUAGAUUCUAGAUUUCAGCUUAGACCUCCAACAGAUGAGCUCUGCCAAGUCUUCCAAGGGCACCUCAAGGGAUUAGGUUCCCCAGCUGCUCUGCUGUGCCUCUCUGACAGUGGUUACACAUCCAGUAGCGAAACAGAUCCCAAAGACACAAGACUGAACUGCAGCAGUUUCUCCAAUUAUAAGUAGCCGUCUCUGGUAGAAGGAAAACAAUGCAACGAUUGUCAGAGUUCAUCUGGAAGAAAUUACUAUUUUGCAACUAAGAGCUUUGACUGUAUUUUCUCCCCAUUCAAGAAAAUUAUAGAAAACAAAACAGGGAAUAACUAUAAAGGUAACUGUGCUUUGCCUUUGGCAGCUGGAAUAUGUUUAUCAUAGGGGAAGGAUUUGGCAUUUAAACUUGCAGCUAAAUAAAAUUUCAUUUGGAUUUUGAAGAGUAGAUUGCUUUUGAUUAUAUGAAAUUUACAAAGGAGAAUAAAUCCAUUUUUUUCUUAAUGGACUUUUUAUUCAGAAUUAAAUGUUUUAAGACAUGCAGAUGUUGAAUAAAAUUAUGCAAAACUCAGAUUUUCAGUAAAUGAAGUUUAAACCUGU